Molecule: messenger RNA, 831 nt
Organism: Saccharomycopsis crataegensis
Lineage: Eukaryota; Fungi; Ascomycota; Saccharomycetes; Ascoideales; Saccharomycopsidaceae
Product: undecaprenyl diphosphate synthase family protein
Exons: 1
Coding region: 1-831 (276 amino acids)
Cellular component (GO): lipid droplet; endoplasmic reticulum; dehydrodolichyl diphosphate synthase complex
Molecular function (GO): ditrans,polycis-polyprenyl diphosphate synthase [(2E,6E)-farnesyl diphosphate specific] activity
Source: RefSeq, a predicted model, not a curated record
AUGAGCUUCCUAUUAUGGCUCUCUACCCUUCCGAUUAUAAGCUAUGUCUUGGAGCUUAUUAAACAUAUUUUAAUCAGAUCCUUGAGAACAGGUAAUCUACCCAACCAUAUUGCAUUCAUCAUGGACGGUAAUAGAAGAUAUGCCAAGCAGCAUAAACUCCCUGUCAGCCAAGGUCAUAACAUGGGAUCUGAAUCACUAGCCUCUAUAUUGGAGCUUUGCUAUAAAUUGAAUAUUCAGGCAGUAUCCAUUUAUGCAUUUUCCAUAGAAAAUUUCAACAGAUCUAAAUCAGAGGUGAACUAUCUUAUGGAUUUGAUCCAAAAAAAGUUGUCACAAAUACUGGAACAUGGUGAUUUGGUAGACAAAUUUGGCAUUAAGAUUAUCUUUUCUGGAAAUAAAUCGUUUCUACCAAAAGAUGUUUAUGAUACGUUCAAAGAAACGGAAGAGCGAACAAAGAAUAAUGGGAAUGUCAUACUAAAUAUUUGUUUCCCAUAUACAGCUAGAGAUGAUAUAACUAGGUCUAUCAAGAAGAUAGUAAGUGAUGUGAAACAGGAUAAGCUUGAAGUUGAAGAAAUCAGAGAAGAGACUGUCUCUAACAAUUUAGACACUAAGAGCCUACCACCUCUUGAUUUCAUGAUGAGAACUAGUGGUGUUAGGAGAUUAAGUGAUUAUCUAUUGUGGGAGAUUACUGAUAAUGAUGCGGAAUUAGAACUCCUAGACAUUUACUGGCCAGAACUUAACCAAUUGAUUUUGACAUGGUCUAUAUUUAAAUGGUCAUUUAGGAAAACCUCACUCAACGAUUUCUUCAAACAAGACAAAGCUAAAAUUGAGUGA